Molecule: messenger RNA, 1860 nt
Organism: Olea europaea var. sylvestris
Lineage: Eukaryota; Viridiplantae; Streptophyta; Magnoliopsida; Lamiales; Oleaceae
Product: vetispiradiene synthase 2-like
Exons: 6
Coding region: 74-1738 (554 amino acids)
Biological process (GO): diterpenoid biosynthetic process
Molecular function (GO): terpene synthase activity; magnesium ion binding
Source: RefSeq, a predicted model, not a curated record
UUUCAUCAUAAACAGCUAUUCUGCUUUUAAGAUAAUAUUUUCUCAUCUUUCUUAUACUAUUUACAAGAAGAGAAUGGCCCCGACUCUUGUUGCAAAUGCUACCAAUGGCGAAAAGGAGAUUGUUCGUCCAGUCGCCAAUUUCUCUCCCAGUUUAUGGGGUGAACAGUUCAUCAAUUUUGUUUUUGAUGCUGAGUUAACAGAGAAAUAUGACAAGGAGAUUGAAGGGCUUAAGAAUGACGUGAAAAGCAUGCUAACAGCUCCUGGAAAAGACAUGGUGGAGACUAUGAAUUUGAUCGAAACACUUGAGCGCUUGGGCAUCUCAUAUCACUUUGCAAACGAGAUUGAAGAACUACUAGAUCAUUUCUUUAAUCUCAACUCAAACUAUGCAGAUGAAGCCUAUGAUUUAUACACCGUUGCACUUCAUUUUCGUUUAUUUAGACAACAUGGCCACCGUAUAUCUUGUGAUGUCUUUAAAAAAUUCAUAGACGAGACUGGAAAAUUCAAAGAGUCUAUUAAGAGCGAUGCAAUAGGAUUGUUGAGCUUAUAUGAAGCAGCAUAUUUAAGAGUGCAUGGAGAAGAUAUACUAGAAGACGCUCUCGCUUUUACAACAGAAAACCUGAAAUCCAUGGCACCAAAUCUAAGCUCUACCCUUGGGAAACAAGUAGCUCAUUCCCUUGUUCAAUGCAUCCAUUUUGGGAACCCAAGAAUUGAGGCACGUAACUUUAUCUCCAUCUACCAAGAAGAUGAGUCCAGGAAUGAAAUGCUUCUGAGGUUUGCCAAAUUGGACUAUAAUUCAUUGCAGAUGUUGCAUAAAAAGGAGCUCUAUGAAGUAUCAAGGUGGUGGAAGGAUUUGGACCUUGUUUCUAAGCUUCCAUAUGCUAGAGACCGAGUUGUAGAAUGUUUUUUCUGGGCUAUGGGAGUUUAUCAUGAACCUCAAUAUUCCAUUGCUCGAAUCAUGCUCACCAAAACCAUUGCAAUGACGUCAAUAAUAGAUGAUACAUAUGACGCCUAUGGUGUAGUUGAAGAACUUGAAAUUUUUACGGAUGCCAUUCAAAAGUGGGAUAUUAGUGAGAUUCAUCGGCUACCAGAGUAUAUCAAACCAUUUUACAGUGCUCUUCUAAAUCUUUAUGAGCAAUUUGAUGAAGAACUAUCGAAAGAAGGACGAUCUUAUGCCAUCUACUAUGCAAAAGAAGCGCUAAAAGAACUUGUAAGGACAUACUAUGUAGAAGCCAAGUGGUUUAUUGAAGGAUACUUGCCACCAUUUUCGGAGUACAUGAGCAAUGCCUUAAUAACGUGCACUUAUGUGUAUCAUACAACUACAUCCUUAUUGGGGAUCAAAUCCGUUACCAAGGAAGAGUUUGAGUGGCUAAGCAAAAAACCUAAAAUGCUUGUUGCAAGCCUCAUAAUAUGUCGGCUCGUUGACGAUAUAGCGACCUAUGAGGUUGAGAAGGGAAGGGGCCAAAUUGCUACCGGCAUUGAAUCGUACAUGAAGGAAAAUGGUGUGACAAAAGAAGUGGCUGUUGAUAAAUUUUUUGAAAUGGUUGCAAAUGCAUGGAAGGAUAUUAAUGAAGAAUGUUUCCGACCAAGUUCCUCUCCAAGAGAAAUUUUGAUGCGAAUUCUAAAUCUUGAACGCAUUAUAGAUGUCACUUAUAAAGGCAAUGAAGAUGGAUAUACACAACCACAAAAAGUUCUAAAGCCUCACAUCAUUGCUUUGUUUAUUGAUCCCAUCGAGGUCUAAGUACUAUUUGGGAUCAGGUUGGACAAAAAUGGAUAUCUUUAAAUUUUAAUUUGUUUUACUUUUAUGUAAAAUCGUUGAGUAUGUUUGCAAUAAAAUUCUAAUGUACUUCCUUUUCAAAGUCA